GUGCUCCAGCCCCAUGAUCAUCUCCAAGGCCUUCUUCUGGAUCAUCUCCAAUGCUGGCUGGACCUGACGGUGCACAGUUGUCCUACCACGUAAUCACACUCAAGACAAUACCCCCACAUUCACACCUCUUUCCUUUCCUUCCCAUGCAGUCUGAAAGCUGUGCUGAUGGGGAAGCCCCAAGACAACACGGUGGACUUGUCGGGCAUCCCGCUGACACUGAAGGACCUGGAGCGCGUGACGUCGUACCUGCAGCACAGCUCGGAGCACAUCGACACGGUGGAGCUGUGCUUCACCGAGCUGACGGAUGAGAUGCUGCUGCAGCUGCUGCCUGCAUUGUGUGGCCUUCCUCACCUCACCACGCUGUCCCUCAACGGCAACCGGCUCACCAAAGCCAUCCUGCGGGACCUCACCGAAACCCUGAAAGACCCCAAGAAGUUUCCCAGUGUCACCUGGAUCGACCUCGGGAACAACGUGGACAUCUUUUCCUUGCCUCAACCUUUCUUGGUCAGCCUGAAGAGAAGAUGUCCGAAGCAAGGUAACCUGCCCACCAUUUUGGAGUUUGGCGAAGGGCAGGUCAGCGAUUUGGAGAACCAGGAUGGCCUGGCUGAGAGCCAGGAGGACCUGCGGAGUGAAAAUUGCCAUGAAACCCCAUUGGGCAAAGCAGAGGGCAGGACAGUGGAGAAGCAAGGCACUGAGACACCGCAGACGUGACAUCGGCUCCACGUUGGGUACAUUUGGGUGACAAACCCAAGAUCUCCUCAUCAGAGGUCCUGGCAUGGGUGGAUGCAGGCGGUGGGAUGCUCUGGGAGCACAUUGCCUUCUUCCCCUGUGAUGAAUAUCAGUGCUGCUCCCAUCAUGCAGAAAUGGGAUGGUGUUGUACACUUGUAUCUCAUUCCCUGUUCAUCGCAGGGCAGUUGGACUAGAUGACCCUGCUGGGUGCCUUCCAACUCAAAUGAUUCUAUGAAAAGCCAGGAGGGUGUUUUUAAAUGGUAGCGCUAUGCUUUUUAACCUCUCCAAGUAUCCAAAUACGAAUUGCCAAAGCGUUGGAACAUGAGGCCCUUAGAAGCACAAAGGGGAGCAGGAAGGCAACUAGAUCCAGGAGGAUCCCAGCUGGUCACCCCCACACAACAGAUGGACAGAUUUCACCCACAAGCACUGCACAGAACUGCAACCUUCUCCCAUACCAAUUUCAGGAGCUGCUGAAUAGCGUGCCUGGUGAGAUCAACACAAAGCCUGAUCCCUCUCUAAGGGAACCACUCCAAGCAGGGUGUUCCCACUCCCAGCCCCACAGCAGAGCUUUGCUUUCCUUGUGCUGGCACGGAGCUGGACUGCAGUAUGCUCAUCACCUGGGUGCUGCUCCCCAGCCUUACUGAGCCCAGCUUUACUCAGGCUGGCCCUGCUGCCUGCCCAGUGCUCACCCAGCCCUAAAAUCCAGUUGCUCACCUGCUGAGCUGCUGCGAUGACCUCACAGCUUCCCAUUCUUGCACCAGAGCUCUCUGCGUGUUUUGGGGAGCAAGAUGUAGUGUCUGAAGCUGGGGCUCAGGUCGGCUCGUUGCUGUUGCUGACAAAGGAGACCGCAAUACUGAAGGUUUAUACAAGAAAAAGAACAAACCUUGGGGCACUUCCCUCUAUCACUGCCAUUCAGGCUGGGUGGAUACAGCCAGCUGAAGGUCUGAAGCACACAAAGGCUUUCAGAUCACUUGGCCACAUCCUUCUCCCUGGUCCAGAAGUGCUUUGUUUGUACAAUGCCGUUUUGGUUUUUGGCUUGUUUUUAUUUUAUUUUAUUUUUUUUAGGAACAUUCUUUUUAUUUCUGGAUGGAAAACAGCUCCCAACAGAGCACGGCAAUUGGCACUUUGGCUUCUAAGCCAGAAUUUCAUGUGAUUCACUGGGUUGAUGGUUGGACUAGAUGAUCUUAGAGGUCUUUCCAACCUGAAUGAUUCUAUGAUUCUAAACCCAAGGGAGAGUGGGAAACACUUCCCCUCCCUUACACUCCACAGACCAAACAGACCUUCCCUUCCCAAGAGGGAGCUCACCUGCCUCUGCCUGCAGCCCUUCCCCUGCACAGCUUUGCAGCGUUGCUUUGCACCUGGGAGCAGUGACCUCUGGUUUUGCUUUGCUGAGUGCAAACAGCACAGUAAGCACUCAGACUUUUUGGUUGUCCCUCAUUUCCCAUGGCUGCACCAGGAAGCUGCACGCCUUUUGCAGGGGGGCUCAUGCUGACAGUUGUUGUUUCUCCUCCAAGUACGUAACUUAGAAGAAGCUCUGCUGCUCGUUUUAAUACAUUUAGCAAAGUUCUGUAUGAUUUGCAUGUAUCUAAGCCUUUUGUUUGUCUGGUUGUUUUUUAACGCUAACACUUUCAACUGGCAUGAAAAACACUUUGCAGUGAAUCAACUGUUCUGUUUGAAAUAAAGGAGCUAUCUGUAAUCAAAAUAAAUGCCAAUGUUUAAUAAAGUGUUGAGAUCUCCUCUGUACAGCUGAUGCCCAGCAUCCCUGGUCUAGCCUGCAAAGCCAUAUACAGGGCUUCCCCUAGUACAGAGGGCUGUUUGUUUUGGCCAGCAGCUCUUAAACAGACCUAAGAAUAAGGACUCCAGAGCUGAAAAUUAGAAUGUUAAUGCUGAUUGAGGUCAUUUGUCAUCAAGGUGGGGAGGGAACAUUCACCUUAAAAUCGUUAUGUCCAUAAUAAUAUCUUGGUGCUGGGCUUAGUUACCCCCAGCAGCACCAGGCUGCUCUGCUGAAGCAUGGAGGAAGC
This is a messenger RNA of Meleagris gallopavo (turkey), 2750 nucleotides long. Lineage: Eukaryota; Metazoa; Chordata; Aves; Galliformes; Phasianidae. The record is from RefSeq and is a predicted model, not a curated record.